This is a messenger RNA of Dufourea novaeangliae, 1531 nucleotides long. RefSeq names its product mitochondrial coenzyme A transporter SLC25A42 (gene DPCoAC). Gene Ontology annotation, biological process: transmembrane transport. Lineage: Eukaryota; Metazoa; Arthropoda; Insecta; Hymenoptera; Halictidae. Gene Ontology annotation, cellular component: mitochondrial inner membrane. The record is from RefSeq and is a predicted model, not a curated record. The coding region runs from base 219 to 1283 and encodes 354 amino acids. The transcript has 6 exons.
UAAUGAUAAAUCAAGUUUCUAAGGCACCUAUACCUAUAAUAAUGUGAAGUACUUUAAACAGUACCGAAUGCCAUUAUCCGUAUUCAGUUUCCUAAAGAACGAGAAUCUUCGUCGUGGCGGUUUUUCUCACAUACAAUUGAUAAAGAAGUGACUGGAAAGAUAUUAUAUGGUCAAACAAAUAAGUCAGAUUCGUGAAACUUAAAAAUGAAUUAAAGAACAUGUGUGGGCAUACAAUACCUCAUCCAGUUGAAAGUAGUCAAGCAGUUAUUGGAAGAAUACAAAUGUCUGUAUUAUCAGACACAAGGGCGAUAUCCAUGCUACAAACUGCUUCACCUCCUUUAAUGGAGACAAGUACAGAAGUCAUAGAAAAACAAGGAAAAUCUAUUGGAAGUGAUGGCAUUUCGAAUACACAAAGGGUAUGGACAAGUUUGGUGUCUGGUGCUAUUGCAGGUGCAUUGGCAAAAACAACGAUAGCACCUCUGGACCGCACAAAAAUUAAUUUCCAAAUUUCAAAAAAGCCAUACUCUGCGAGAGCAGCAAUUCAAUUUCUAGUAAAUACACUUAAAACAGAAGGUCUACUUAGCUUAUGGCGUGGAAAUAGUGCAACAAUGGUCAGAAUUAUUCCAUAUUCUGCUGUUCAAUUCACAGCUCAUGAACAGUGGAAAAGAAUUCUAGGAGUAAAUGGAUCAGAAAGGGAAAAACCAGGACUGAAUUUCGUAGCUGGUGCACUGGCUGGUAUAACAUCUCAAGGUACAACGUAUCCUCUGGAUCUGAUGAGGGCAAGAAUGGCUGUGACACAGAAGGCUGAAUACAAAACCCUACGUCAAAUUUUUGUACGCAUUUAUGUGGAGGAAGGAAUGAUGGCUUAUUACCGUGGAUUCACUGCAACACUACUCGGCGUUAUUCCGUAUGCCGGCUGCAGUUUCUUCACGUAUGACCUCCUGAGGAACAUGCUGACUGUGUACACGGUGGCUAUUCCUGGGUUCUCGACAUCACUGAUUUGUGGCGGCAUUGCCGGAAUGGUUGCUCAGACUAGCAGCUACCCUUUGGACAUCGUACGGAGGAGAAUGCAGACUUCGGCAAUCAAGGGCCAGCAUUAUCAUACUAUUGGUUCUACCAUAAGAAAAAUUUACAGAGAAGAAGGUCUAAUGGCUUUUUAUAAGGGACUGAGCAUGAAUUGGGUAAAGGGCCCGAUCGCAGUAGGAAUUAGUUUUGCAACACAUGAUACCAUUCGCGAUACGUUAAGGAAAGUUAUUGCUUCUCCAACCAAAUUACCAAAUUAGUAUAACAGAAUUAUAAAAUAAUUCGUACAGUUACAGAAACUGAAGAGAAAUAUUGUUAAUUAUCCGUUACCAUAAGGCAUCUAAUUGUAGGUAAAAAGUAAAUGUACUUUUAUUACACGGAAAUUCCUUCAAAAUAUAAAUUCGCAUAAAAUCUAAUAAAAAGCAAGAAAACUGUUACAUACAAAGUCAUGGCUGUACUAAUUUGAUGAGAUUAUACUAUUUUGCAACGGACACAUCUGAAAAGACAG